AUGAGCGUUCUUACAGACUCGCCUGACGAACAAGAACUGGCUGUGGUGCCCUACGAUGAGGUGGAAAUCCUGAAUUAUUUCACGGACGUCAGAAACUUGUUGUCACGGCUCAAGCAGGAUCGGAAUCAAUACCUGAAUUCUAGGGAUGUAAUGGCAACAUACCAAGCUGUGCUAACCAAAGUGCGACUUUUGGACCAGGUCCGUAAGCAGAGGCAUGGCGCCGAGGACACUACGGGGGGCUUUACGCUCAUCCACUCCGCAGCGCUCCAUAACAGGGUUGACUCUGUUCUAGAUGAUGUUUUCCAGCUGCUCUCGCUAAGCUUCCUUACAGUGGGGCUCAAAAACACCGCACCGGCGACGUACGCGUCUCUGAGCACCGUGCAGCGCCUUUUGGAGCAUAUGGAGGAGGCCAAUGUGUAUACGUAUAGCGACCUGCGGCCGAUUAAGGAGAGGUUAGACGAGAUAGGCGAGAUAGUGGAGAAAAACAGCUACAUGAGUAUGGUGGAAGACGAAGCCCCUCUAGACGAACUGGCCGAGGAAAAGCGUCUGAAUAAGCUUGAAGAGGAUUUACUAGUCCGUGCGAAGCUGCAGCACUGCGUAGACAGCUAUCAGAAGGUUAAGUCAAAGCCGGCGACCAUUCCGCCUGAGCUGCAGCCUCUCAGCGAUAAGCUGUUCCAUAUCCGGCGCGAAUUGCUUUCGCUAGCGGCCUCUGCAAAGACGGACAGGGCCGCUGGAGAAGGCUCGACUGAGCGUAGCACUACGCCCGCCUCCCCAAAUACCCUUGCCAGCCGACUAAAAGACCUUGAGAGCAUGAUUUUGGAGGUUGAGUCACAUAGGGAUGAUUCCGGAAAAUUCAUCUCCCCCGAUGACCCAGAUACGGUCCCACAAAAGGGUCAAUCAGCGCUUAAUGGGUUGCUAGAUGACUGCCGCAACCUGUUCGGAGACUUAUCUCACCAGACAAGUGGUGUACUGCACUUAGACCCGCAGCUCCAGCCAAUAUAUGAGGAACUGCUCGAGAUUAAGACCACUCUCGAGAAUCUGCUUGUCACGAGAAGGUGGACGCUGAGGGAAACUGAUCUUUUUGCCUACCAGAAGCGGCUUGCAGAGCUGGACAACCUACGAGUAAACCGCAAAUCGCCGUCCAGCUCGUCAGCUUCCAAGGGUCAGGCGCUAAUUUUGUAUCUCUUGAGGAGAUGUUACGCAACCAUCUACAAGCUGCUGGAGUCCAGUGAGCCCGUGUCCGAGUCGCUGCAAAAGAUCCAUAACCAGCUUUCCACCGUGCGCCGAUGCUUGUUUGAAUUGAAAAGAAUGGGUGGGGUCGACAGCGAGCGGGAUCUCUAUCCAUACCAAAUGAAACUGGCCUCAUUGGAUAACAUGCGUGUCGACGGGAAGUUUUACGAUGCAGACGGUAACAUACCAGAGGGGCAAGGCACCCUGAAUGCGCUCCUGGCCGAAUGCUUCGACAUACUGCACGAAAUGAAAAUCGAAGCAGAGGUAAGGGAGGAGCAGCUCCCCCAGGUCAACGAAGACGACGCCGGGGAAUACAACUCGUCGCCCUGCAUAGAGAUGACCAAAGAUCCCACCGACCGCGACGUGGCCGCCGACACAAGCUCCACCUCCCGAUACCUAUCCGUGCAAGCGGCCGACAACGACGACAACGACGACCUUUCAGCUCACUACAGCGAGCACAGUUACGAGGAAGAAGAAACUAGAAAUACAUACGACUGA
Molecule: messenger RNA, 1728 nt
Organism: Eremothecium gossypii ATCC 10895
Lineage: Eukaryota; Fungi; Ascomycota; Saccharomycetes; Saccharomycetales; Saccharomycetaceae
Gene: CUB1
Product: Cub1p
Exons: 1
Coding region: 1-1728 (575 amino acids)
Cellular component (GO): nucleus; cytoplasm
Source: RefSeq, marked provisional